This is a messenger RNA of Penicillium chermesinum, 618 nucleotides long. RefSeq lists its product as uncharacterized. NCBI's taxonomy places the organism in Eukaryota, Fungi, Ascomycota, Eurotiomycetes, Eurotiales, Aspergillaceae. The coding region runs from base 1 to 618 and encodes 205 amino acids. The transcript is spliced from 2 exons. Gene Ontology annotation, cellular component: proteasome core complex. The record is from RefSeq and is a predicted model, not a curated record.
AUGUUUGCAGAUACGCAGACAAUGGGUAUCUCCGGUGCCGAUUUUGCUAUCCUCGCCGGCGACACUCGAUCAACGUCCGGAUACAACAUCAACAGCCGAUCGGAACCCAAAGUAUUCACAAUUCAAGAUGCAAAAAACCAAUCAAUCGUCAUCAGCGUGGUGGGAUUCGCCGCCGACGGCCACGCGCUGAAGGAGAAAUUGGAAGGAAUCGUCACCAUGUACAAAUACCAACAUGGGAAGAAUAUCAGCCUCCGUGCUUGUGCACAGCGUGUCUCGACGAUUCUCUAUGAGAAGCGGUUCUUCCCAUACCAGUUGCAGACUAUGGUGGCGGGGAUCGACGCUGACGGUGAAGGCGCCAUCUACUACUACGACCCGGCAGGAUGUAUCGAGAAGAGGUCACAUUGUUGCGCUGGCGGCGCAAGUAGUCUGAUGCUACCAUUCAUGGAUAGCCAGGUCCCCAGGCUACAGCCAAUAAGUCGCGAGGUUGCCGAAGGGCUGGUGCGAGAUGCUUACCAAGGCGCGGCGGAGCGCCAUAUCGAAGUUGGUGAUUACCUGCAGAUGCUGGUGGUCACCAAAGACGGCGUGGAAGAGCAUGUUGUUGAUUUGAAGAAGGAUUAG